Messenger RNA from Condylura cristata (star-nosed mole), 940 nucleotides. RefSeq lists its product as uncharacterized. NCBI's taxonomy places the organism in Eukaryota, Metazoa, Chordata, Mammalia, Eulipotyphla, Talpidae. The record is from RefSeq and is a predicted model, not a curated record. Bases 109 to 849 code for a protein of 246 amino acids. Gene Ontology annotation, biological process: positive regulation of double-strand break repair via nonhomologous end joining; negative regulation of double-strand break repair via homologous recombination; positive regulation of isotype switching. The transcript has a single exon.
UUUACCUCUGAUUUGGAAAAAGAGUUUUGUAAUUAUAAAUUACAUUUUAGCUCUGAGGAGCUCAGCUAAAAAAUUUUCUCCUCAUUAAAGUAACUGGAUUACUGCAGAAUGACUACAGAAGUAAUACUACAUUAUCGACCAAAUGAGAGUGAUCCAACACAACUGUCCAAAAUUGCAGAGAAAGUAAUUCAAGACUUUCCUACACGUCCACUAUCAAAAUUUAUUCCUUGGUUUCCACAUGAUGGGUCCAAACUUCCACUCAAACCUAAAAGAUCACCACCUGUGAUUUCUGAAGAAGCAGCUGAAGAUGUGAAACAGUACUUAGCCAUUUCAGAACAUGAUGUUAAAUCACAUAGUUACGAUUGCACUGUAAAUCUAUUGGAAUUCCAACCUAAUUUGAAAAAGAAGCACUUAACCCUAUCACACACACUGCACGAACAGACUAAUUUGGGAGAUCUGGAUAAAGGAAAACAGCAUCAAAUGAGAUCUUGGAGUAUUUCGCUUCCUAGAAGUAAUUGUACUGAAAAUAUUUCUCCUUUAUCUAAAAAGUUACAAGACACUUUAAAGACACUAAAUCUGCACUCAUUUCAUAGAGCAAGAUGGACAAUAGAACACACUGUAUGUAACAGUCUAACUUUGGAAGACAUUUGGGCAAAACUCAGUCGAAUUAUCAAGCACAAUGAACUUCCAUCUUGUAAUGCUACCAUCCAGAGACAUUUAGGCCAAAUAUGGGUAUUCUGUGAUCUUAUGUACUGUGAAUAUGUGGGGAAUCUUCUUAAAGGAAGGUUAGCUCUUACUGGAAAAAUGAAUUUAUUUGUGCAUAAAUAUGGUGUUAUUUUUAGUAUGUGAUGAAUUCCAGUGAUUGUUAAAAAUAAUAUACUGAACUGAAAUAGAUGAAUCCAUUCUUAACAAGUUUUUAAUUUUUUAAUGAUUUAAUUUU